Molecule: messenger RNA, 439 nt
Organism: Spodoptera litura
Lineage: Eukaryota; Metazoa; Arthropoda; Insecta; Lepidoptera; Noctuidae
Source: RefSeq, a predicted model, not a curated record
AUGUUCACAAAGGUCCUUCUCAUUGCCGUCGCAGUGAUAGCAGUGGUUGCACAAGACGGUCACCACCACGAGCACCACCACCACGCCUCUUCCUCACAGAGCAUUAAGCAGUACCACGGGAAAGCAACUGAGAAACACGUCGAAUACUAUUCUCACCCUAAAUAUGAGUUCGCGUACAAAGUGGAGGACCCUCACACCGGUGACAAGAAGUACCAGCACGAGGCGCGCGACGGUGACGUCGUGAAGGGCGUGUACAGUCUGCACGAGCCCGACGGUACUGUCAGGAUCGUGGAGUACCACGCUGACAAGAAGACUGGAUUCAACGCCAACGUGAAGCGUGAGGGUCACGCCAAACACAUUGUUCCUGAACACCACCACCACCAGUGAAUCUUGAAACCCAAACCCUUAUUUGUAAACUGGACUUUAUUGUUAUUAUUAA